CUCCUCCCCCCCACUGUUUAACUAUCGUUGUUGCGACUUUCUUUUUCCUUUUCUCUUCCUCUCUCCUUCUCUCCCCUUCCCUCCUCGCUCGCUGUUCACAGUGAUACUUUCGCACAAUGCCUUCCACCACCAGCCGUGCCUCUUUCGAGGCUAUCUUCCCCACAAUUCGCGAUGAUCUCCUGAACUCUGCGAAGCAGUACAACUUGCCCCAGAAUGCGCUCGAAUGGUUUGAGAAGAACCUCAAUGUCAAUGUUCCUGGUGGAAAACUCAACCGCGGUCUUUCCGUCCCCGAUACCGCUCUGGCUCUCCUGAAGCAGCCCCUGAGCGAGGAGCAGUUCAAGCACUUGAGCAUGCUCGGCUGGCUCACGGAGCUGCUCCAGGCUUUCUUCCUGGUCAGCGACGACAUCAUGGACAGCUCCAUCACCCGCCGUGGCCAGCCCUGCUGGUACCGUCACGACGGCGUCGGCCUGAUCGCGAUCAACGACGCCUUCCUGCUCGAGUCCGGCAUCUACAUCAUCCUCAAGAAACACUUCCGCUCCCACCCCGCCUACAUCGACCUUGUCGAGCUGUUCCACGAGAUCACCUACCAGACCGAGCUGGGCCAGUUGUGCGAUCUGAUCACCGCCCCCGAGGACAACGUCAACCUGGACAACUUCUCCAUGGAGAAGUACAUGUUCAUUGUCACCUACAAGACCGCGUACUACAGCUUCUACCUCCCCGUCGCGCUGGCCCUGCACUACCUCCAGCUCGCGACCCCCGAGAACCUCCGCCAGGCCCACGACAUCCUGAUUCCUCUCGGUCAGUACUUCCAGGUCCAGGACGACUACCUCGACGCCUACGGUGACCCCGCCGUCAUCGGCAAGAUCGGCACCGACAUCCAGGACAACAAGUGCUCCUGGCUGGUGAACCAGGCCAUCCAGCGUUGCACCGCGGAGCAGCGCAAGGUGCUCGACGCCGCGUACGGUCGCAAGGACAGCGAGCAGGAGGCCAAGGUCAAGGCUCUCUACAAGGAGCUCGACCUGGAGAAGGUCUACCUGGAGUACGAGGAGAAGGUGGUUGGCGAGCUGCGCGGCAAGAUCGACAACAUCAACGAGGCCGAGGGCUUGAAGAAGGAGGUCUUCGAGGCCUUCCUGUCCAAGAUCUACAAGCGUAGCAAGUAAACGGUCGGACGAACGAUACCCCUUCUAAUCAUCGCGACACUUCUUCUGUCUAUCUUUUAAUUAGUGCAUACAUACCCCCUUCUGAGAUAGACUAGCUGAAAUACCAGACGAAAAUACAGCAUACAUUGUGAUUUG
Aspergillus fijiensis CBS 313.89 is the source of this 1295-nucleotide messenger RNA. RefSeq names its product bifunctional (2E,6E)-farnesyl diphosphate synthase/dimethylallyltranstransferase (gene erg20). The record is from RefSeq and is a predicted model, not a curated record. Gene Ontology annotation, biological process: trans, trans-farnesyl diphosphate biosynthetic process. Gene Ontology annotation, molecular function: (2E,6E)-farnesyl diphosphate synthase activity; dimethylallyltranstransferase activity. The transcript is spliced from 2 exons. NCBI's taxonomy places the organism in Eukaryota, Fungi, Ascomycota, Eurotiomycetes, Eurotiales, Aspergillaceae. The coding region runs from base 117 to 1160 and encodes 347 amino acids. Gene Ontology annotation, cellular component: cytoplasm.